Macadamia integrifolia is the source of this 2163-nucleotide messenger RNA. Its product is annotated as protein NUCLEAR FUSION DEFECTIVE 4-like. Lineage: Eukaryota; Viridiplantae; Streptophyta; Magnoliopsida; Proteales; Proteaceae. The record is from RefSeq and is a predicted model, not a curated record. The transcript has a single exon. The coding region runs from base 50 to 1924 and encodes 624 amino acids. Gene Ontology annotation, cellular component: membrane.
UUUUCACUCUCUCCAAUAGAACUCUUAACUCCAGAGGGGAAGAAAGGAGAUGGCAGUGGAUAUGGGUGUUGGUGGAACUAUAGGGUCAUGGAGAGAGGUGAGGAGCCUGACGGGGCAAGUACUCUCAGGGAGAUGGUUCAUGGUGUUCGCAUCUCUCCUGAUCAUGUCAGCAGCAGGUGCAACUUACAUGUUCGGUCUCUACUCCAACGUGAUCAAAACAUCUCUGGGCUACGACCAAUCUACCCUCAACCUUAUCAGUUUCUUCAAGGACGUGGGUGCCAACGUCGGCGUUCUCUCCGGGCUCAUCAACGAAGUCUCCCCUCCCUGGGUGGUCCUAGUCAUCGGCGCCGUCAUGAACUUCGGUGGCUACCUCAUGAUAUGGUUAGCCGUAAAGGGUACCAUUUCACAACCUCAAGUAUGGCAGAUGUGCCUCUAUAUCUGCAUUGGUGCCAAUUCCCAGGCCUUCGCCAACACCGGCGCCCUCGUCACCUGUGUCAAGAACUUCCCGGAAAGCCGAGGCAUCGUUUUGGGUCUCCUCAAAGGCUUCGUCGGCCUCAGCGGUGCAAUUAUAACCCAAAUCUACCAUGCCGUUUAUGGAAACGACCCCAAGGCUCUGAUUCUUCUCAUUGGUUGGCUUCCCGCUGCUAUCUCUUUAGCCUUUGUUCGAACCAUUAGAAUCAUGAAGGUGGUCAGAGGGUCCACUGAGGUGAAGGUGUUCUACAGAAUCCUCUACAUGUCCUUAGCCCUAGCUGGGUUUCUAAUGAUCAUAAUCAUUAUAGAGCAGAACUUCAAGUUCAAUCGGGCUGAGUACGGGGUGAGUGCCGCGGCUGUUCUCUUAUUACUCUUUUUCCCAAUGGUUGUCGUUAUAAAGGAAGAUAUUAACCUCUGGAAGAAGAAGAAGAAAAGAUCACUUCAAGAUGCUACUUCUUCUUCUUCUUGCCAAGUUACAGUUGAGAAACCAGUGGUGGUACCUGUGUUGCCACCGCCACCCACUCCAGCUUCAACAAAGCCAGAAGAAGUGUCUUGCCUAGCCAACCUGUUCAAGGCACCGGAUAGAGGUGAAGACUACACAAUAUUGCAAGCACUAGUGAGUGUGGAUAUGUUGAUUCUGUUCAUAGCGACUAUAUGUGGGAUAGGAGGGACAUUGACAGCCAUCGACAACUUGGGGCAGAUAGGUCUCUCACUUGGGUACCCAUCUAAAAGCACAAGCACCUUUGUAUCGCUUGUAAGCAUAUGGAACUAUCUCGGACGAGUGGUGGCGGGUUUCGUCUCUGAAAUAUUUCUCAAGAAAUACAAAUUCCCACGCCCCCUCAUGCUUACACUGGUCCUCCUCUUCUCCUGCGUCGGCCACCUCUUGAUCGCCUUCGGGGUCUCCAAUGGUUUGUACGUGGCAUCGGUGAUCAUUGGGUUCUGUUUCGGUGCACAGUGGCCUUUGCUCUUCGCCAUUAUAUCUGAGAUAUUUGGGCUUAAGUACUACUCCACGCUUUACAACUUUGGGUCAGUGGCGAGCCCGAUCGGACUGUACUUGCUGAACGUGAGGAUGGCAGGACAUCUGUACGAUAAAGAGGCGAGAAAGCAGUUGGCGGCGAAGGGGCUAAAGAGGAAGCAGGGAGAGGGGUUGACCUGCAAUGGGGUGGUGUGUUAUAAGCUUUCCUUCCUCAUAAUUACGGCGGUGACAUUGUUCGGGUGUGCCGUAUCCAUGAUUCUGGUGAUUAGGACCAGGAAAUUCUACCGCAGCGACAUCUAUAAGAAGUUCAGGGAGGCCGCAGCUGCUGCUGAGACUGAGAUGGCUCUGGACUCUAGCGGCAUCAAUGAACCAACAACCAACAGAAAUGGAAACGCGGAGUUAUGCUCUUCCACGGCGAAACCGCCGGAAACCACCGUGACCAAUAACAGAAGCAACUCAAAGACAGAAGAGGGAUAGAUAGAGACAGAGACAGAGACAGAGUAGAAUCGUUGAAAAGUCAAAUAUAAAUCGUUGAAAGGUCAAGUAGAUUAAGAUAGGAGCAAUUGAAGAGGUGUUUUCAUAAUUUCACUCCGUUGACCUCUUUUUUUUUAUUUUUUGUUUUGUUUUGUUUUUUCUUCUGUUGUAAUAUAUAUUAUAUAUACACUACUACAUGACAUAACACGUAACUCUUCUCCCAUGUUUACCACAUGGGAGCU